Messenger RNA from Dibothriocephalus latus, 504 nucleotides. The record is from the annotation of a GenBank genome assembly. Lineage: Eukaryota; Metazoa; Platyhelminthes; Cestoda; Diphyllobothriidea; Diphyllobothriidae.
AUGAUCCUCUAUUCAUCUGCUCGGAAAAUCCCUUUCGCAUCCAGCGCAUCUGACGUGCGAACAAAAGAUACCUUCACGCCUCUGAAACAGUCUACUGCUCCCUCCCUCCCCCCCGCACCACUAUCAGUCUUAUCUCGAACUUCCGUGAUUCAUGGCACGCAGAUACCGCGGUGGAUACGGAGGCGAUCGAGCGAGGCGAUAAGUGGCUGGCGGAAAUUCGCAGAAAAUGGCCAUUUAAGUGCGUGCAUGCACCGACACCUGGCCGUCAACAUGGCAAAAAAACAGUCCCCGGUAGGUAUCGCCACCCAGGCUGGUGUUAAGAAGAGUCAGGAAAGCAGGCGAGAGGCGUGCACCCUGAUCCAUGGUGUGCGUACGGUCAAGAACAAACAGGGACCAACGUGGCGCGACUCUCAAGCCCUACAGCCCUCCAACGUUAAGUUAGUCCAGCGCCUCGAAAGCAUUAGCUCUGAAUGUUGCCACCUGGUGGAACAAUCCGUCCUUUGA